This is a messenger RNA of Megalobrama amblycephala (Wuchang bream), 2747 nucleotides long. RefSeq names its product cellular communication network factor 1, like 2 (gene ccn1l2). Gene Ontology annotation, biological process: signal transduction. The record is from RefSeq and is a predicted model, not a curated record. The coding region runs from base 271 to 1407 and encodes 378 amino acids. Gene Ontology annotation, cellular component: extracellular region. The transcript is spliced from 5 exons. Lineage: Eukaryota; Metazoa; Chordata; Actinopteri; Cypriniformes; Xenocyprididae. Gene Ontology annotation, molecular function: protein binding.
CUCUCUAUAAGGUGUCCUGCUUCUUUGGAAAUGCUCUGUAACACUGACAAGGCAUCGGAGUUUGAGUCUUGCUGUACCUUUAGUACAGUAACUAGUCCGACUGAAGCGCUCUGUAACUGCACUAGCUUUGAAUCGCUUACUUAAAAAAAUAGACAAGCUGGAAGACACCCUCUGAGAUCUUUGGAGUGCAUUAGAAAGUGGAUAAACCUGCUUUUUGCAUUGUGGAUUUUUUACUUUUAUUUUGAUAUUCAUUUUUAGGAAAGCUUGGAAAUGUGUUCUGGAAGAAAUCAAAGGACCUGGACAGUUAUUUGCAUUGUCUUGUUGUUGGUUUUAUGCUCAUCUGAAGGAGAGGCGGCCCGGAGCUGUUCCCGUCCGUGCUCGUGUCCCCCGUCUGCGCCCUCCUGCCCGCUCGGAGUGAGCUGGGUGUUGGAUGAGUGCGGCUGCUGUAAGGUGUGCGCCCAACAGUUUAACCAAGACUGCGGCCCUGACCGACCCUGUGACCACAUCAAGGGCCUGCGCUGCCACCUGGGGGCCGGAGGAGACCCUCGCCGGGGACUCUGUAGAGCUGACGCUCAGGGGCGUCCGUGUGAGUUUGGUGGGCGAGUGUAUCAGCACGGAGAGGAUUUCCAGCCCAGCUGUCAACACCAGUGCAGCUGUAUGGACGGUGUGGUGGGCUGCAUGCCUCUGUGCCCACACAACAUCCCUCUGCCCAGCACACACUGCACCAACCCUCGCCUGGAGACGCUGCCGGGCCGCUGCUGCGAGGAGUGGCUGUGCGACCAUGAUAACAGCAUCAGUGAAGAGCCGCCGGACCCCCGUCCUCAACACACCCCGUCCAACCACAUCAGCAAACUCCUGCAGAGCCCCGACAGCUUCCCGUCCAGAAGGGGCUCCUUUCAAGAGUGGUCAUCUGUGCCGGUGUCUCUGGUUCCCGUCCCAACAUCCAAAUGCUUCCCACAGACCACCGACUGGUCAGAAUGUUCUGCUUCCUGUGGGUUUGGCAUCUCGAGUCGAGUGACCAAUAGUAAUGCACAGUGCCGGCUGGUUAGAGAGACACGCCUUUGCCAGAUCCGAGAAUGUGACAUCUCUCCAGCUAUGAAGAAAGGAAAGAAGUGUGGACAGACAGUGAGGUCUCGGGAACCAGAGCAGAUAACGUUCGCCGGCUGCUCUACGGCUCGCCGCUACCGGCCUCGUACGUGUGGCUCGUGUGUGGAUGGCAGGUGCUGUCAGCCGUCCGCAUCCCGCACGUUGCGUCUGCGAUUCCGCUGCCCGGAUGGCGAGAACAUCACACGAAAUGUCAUGUGGAUCCAGCGCUGCCGGUGCAGCAAAAGCUUCUGCAGGCUUCAGAGGGAGCUUUCCUCACCCAUCGUCAGCCUUCACAACGACAUACACACCUUCUCUCACUGAACGCACACUCCUACAUUCAACGCGCCAUCAUUGCAUAAUGGCUAAAAAUCACUUUUUUUUACACCCGUUCUCAGGGAUGUUACCUGAACUGUAGAAUAGUAAACUUCUCCUCUGUCAGCCGCCGCAUUUCAGUGCUCCAUGUCACUGCCGAUUUGUAUAGUUAUUGCACUUUAUGUGUUUCUCUUUUGCUUUGGCCCUGUUCUGGUGUGAAACUCAUGAAAAUAUGUCCAGGUCACAUUUCUUGACAGAUUUGCCCUCCUCUUAUGCACCUGUUUGCCCAUGUGUUCACUUCUGCUUUUAUUUAUUCUGAUAUUUUUAGCUUUGAAGUGUUUUAUUGAAUCUCGAAGGAUAAGUGAAUAUAUUUGGCUUCAGAUGAAUGACUUUCCGUCAUUCGAAGGUUAAGAAAAUGCACUAGUAUUGAGGGAGGUGAGACUGUGUUACAGAUUUUUAAUAAUGUUUGCUUUUAAACUAAUAUAUUUUCUGUCCAUUCUUUAUAGUGCAGAGUUUUUACUCUGUAUACAGAUGUCUUUUGCAAUUUUAACAAGUUUAUGUGUGGAAGAAAGCAAUGAUGGAGACUGUUUUAGUACAGUGGAGACUUGCUUUGUCUUUUGUACAGUGUACAGGCUUCACUAUAGGUGGAGUGACUCUUUGAGACUGCUUCAUUUUUCGGGGCAUACUUUAAAUUCUUGACGCUCUCUUGUAUAGGAGUGAAGGACUAUUUGUAUAGUUAAGAUGAUGAAUAUACAUUACUUUGCUGAUCAGUUUGUGUCACAAAAAAUAAAACAUUUUCAGGAAAAAUGCUUGUCUGUAACUAGGGUUGCCAACUUCUGGAAAGGAAAAUAAGGGACAAUCUUUAUAGGAGAAUAAGGGACACUCAAAAUAUUUGUACUGUACCACACAGUGUAUGUCAUUUCAGUAUCUGCACAUUUGGGUAAUUUCUUGUCAAAAUCAACCAAAUUUCAGCUGAGAUUUGCAGUCGGAUUACAGGGGGUAAAAUUGGUUGGCCUGUUAGUUAAAUCUGUUGACGUUAGCAAUCUUUGUUGCAUUAUAUGCCAACAGUUCAAAAAAUGGCAAAAAGCACUUCUUGCAUUUCUGUAACUCAUAUUACAGAUAUCUUAAAGUCCUUUUAGAUUCUAAUUCUUAAGAAACUUUUCUGCGCUACCAUGAGUAAAUUGGUACAUAUUUUCAAAGGUCGCACAUUUUUCUGAAGAACAAAUAAUGUUGAAACUAGAAAUGUAUCUCAACACAACUGAACAUUCCUGUCUGAGUGCCAUAAAUAGUAUUUUUCCAAAAGUUUGUGUGCCUGUAAUUCUAAAAGUAUUAAAGAUAUAUCAAUAUCC